This is a messenger RNA of Symbiodinium natans, 660 nucleotides long. The record is from the annotation of a GenBank genome assembly. Lineage: Eukaryota; Dinophyceae; Suessiales; Symbiodiniaceae.
AUGGCCAUGGCAUCUGGGUACUGCGCGACUGUCCCGCACUCGCCGACACCGUUGGCGUCACCCACGGCCAACGCUGAGGAACUCCGCCGCAUGCUGGACGUGAUCGAGCAUGAGGUGCUGCCCAAGACGGAGCUAGGUGUGAAGGCGGGGAACAAGGUCUUCGGUGCAGCUGUCUUGCGAGACUGCGAAGGUCUUCCGACCAUCAUCGCAGACACGAACAACGAGAUGGAAUGCCCCCUCUUCCAUGGUGAGGUGCAUACCAUGAAGAAGCUCAGUGAGAGGCCGCCGGAGGAGCGGCCGGAUCCGGCCGCCUGCGUGUUCUUGAGCACUCACGAGCCUUGCUGCAUGUGCAUCUCGGCUAUCGUCUGGGCUGGCUACAAGAAGGUCUUCUACCUCUUCGGCUACGAGACCACGAAGGACCAGGGCAUCCCCCAUGACCUGGACAUCAUGUACGAACUGUGGCGGGUGCCCAAGUACCAGCAGCAGAACAAGUUCUGCGCCACCGCCGGCAUUGUGGAUCAGAUUGCCCAGCAGCCAGAUGCCAUCAAGGCUGAGCUGACGGAGCAGGUGAAGCGGAUCACGGACAGGUACAACGACUUGGCCAAGAAGUACCACACAGAGAAGACCUCCAAUGCAAACAACAAGCUGGCCUUUGGCUAG